AUGUCGUUGCCUGCUUUGCCUCGCGAUUGGAAUAAAUCCGAAUCUUUCAAGGCUGUUGCUUCGUUCACAACCCCCGAAAAGCUUGCUGCCGAGCCUGUUGGCCCCGGCUUCCUUGGUCAUGCUCGCCGUAUUCUUCGCAACCGUACGUUCUCUGAGGACGAACGUCUGGAGGCCGAGCGCAACGUCAAGGCCAUCGAGACCGCCGACAACGACUACGAGAGCGAACCUGAGGAUGCCGAUAUGCUCCGUCACGACCCUAAGGACUGGAAGUCUCUUGACCAGUACGAAGUCCUGGGUCUCACCAAGUACCGCUGGAGAGCCGACGAGGACCUGAUUCGCAAGGCACACCGCCGGAAGGUUCUCAAGCACCACCCUGACAAGAAGGCUGCUGAGGGUGCCGGUGAUGAGGAUGGAUUCUUCAAGUGUAUUCAGAAGGCAUUUGAGACGCUGGUUGACCCGAGCAAGCGCCGUCAAUGGGACAGUGUUGAUCCCAAGGCCAAUGUCCCCGUUCCCAGCAAAAAAACCAAGGGCGAUUUCUUCGAGCGGUGGGGCAAGUUUUUCGAGGCCGAGAGCCGUUUCUCCACCAAGCAGCCUGUUCCCCAGCUCGGUGACUUGAACUCUACCAAGGCCGAGGUUGAUGCCUUCUACUCUUUCUGGCGUCGGUUCGAUUCCUGGCGUUCGUUCGAGUGGCUGGAUGAGGACGUGCCCGACGACUCGUCCAACCGCGACAACAAGCGCUACAUUGAGAAGAAGAACAAGGCCCUCCGUGCCAAGCACAAGAAGGACGACACUGCUCGUUUGAUCAAGGCCAUUGAUCUCGCUCUUUCCGAGGAUCCUCGCCACCGCAUGUUCAAGGACGCAGACAAGGCAGCCAAGGCCCAAAAGAAGUGGGAGCGCGAGGCCGGAUCUCGUGAGGCUGCCGAGAAGAAGGCUGCCGAGGAGCAGGCGAAAGCCGACGCCGAGGCCAAGGCCAAGGCGGACGCCGAAGCCAACAAGGACGCCAAGGAAGCGGCCAAGAAGGCCAAGGAGGCCGCCAAGUCUGCCAAGAAGAAGCACAAGCGUACCCUGCGCAACGCGAUCAAGGACGUCAACUAUCUGCUGCCCGAGGGCGAACAACCUAGCCCUGAUACAGUGGCUAAUGCACUGGCUGAUGUCGAUAACCUUAUCGAGGCCCUGGACGACAUGGAGCUCGCCGACUACGCCGGCAAACUGUCUCCUCUGACCGCCGACUCCGUCAAGGCCGCGUUCACCGAGGGCGUCCAGGCAAAGGGCAUUAAGCCCAAGUUUUUUCUGUAA
Messenger RNA from Wickerhamiella sorbophila, 1296 nucleotides. RefSeq names its product Zuotin. The coding region runs from base 1 to 1296 and encodes 431 amino acids. Gene Ontology annotation, cellular component: cytosol. The record is from RefSeq and is a predicted model, not a curated record. NCBI's taxonomy places the organism in Eukaryota, Fungi, Ascomycota, Dipodascomycetes, Dipodascales, Trichomonascaceae. Gene Ontology annotation, molecular function: Hsp70 protein binding; ribosome binding. The transcript has a single exon. Gene Ontology annotation, biological process: regulation of translational fidelity; 'de novo' cotranslational protein folding.